GUCCAGGGGUUUUAGUGUGAUUGUUUUGAUCCCCUUUUUUUCCUUCUAUAGAAAUGCCACAACUCAGAGAAAGAGAAAAAGGGAAGUUUUUGUUAUAUAACCAUUUCAAUUAGCAUCACUUCUUCUGCUACCUCUCAAAGCCUAAACCACUGAGUUUCCACCAUGAAUGAUUGGUCUGCUACACAUUAUUGCAGAGGAGGGGAAUCAGGUUGGACUAUGUACUUAGACCAAUCCUAUACUUCUGGGGGCGGGGUGGGUGAGAAUUACAGGGAAAUAGAAGCAAAAGUAAGAGCAGAGAAGGAUGAAGAAGAAGAUCUAUCAAUGGUGUCUGAUGCUUCCUCAGGUCCACCAAAUUACAAUGAAGAAUGCUUUUACAAUAAUGGGUAUUCAGCUUCAGAAUCAGCAAUGAAUUGUAGCCGGGAGGAGAAAAAGAAGAGCAAGAAGGGGAAACAAAAUGGCAGAAAUGACCAACAUUCUUAUCUCGAUGACACUGCUAGCUCCACUAUAUAUGGCUAUGGCUAUGGCUAUGGCUAUGGCUAUGGCAAAGCAAGUAAAAUUAAUGGAGCAUCAAGCAACGAAGCAUUGGAGACGAAUGCAAUAGAACUUUCUCAGGGAUUCUCCGCAACCCACGUUAAGAGAAAACCUGCAGUGAAGAAACGCUUCGACUUCUAUCGCUCUGAAAGAUCAGCACCCGAAGAAUGAGGGUAUUACCAAUUCCGCCGCAGAAGAAUGAUAACGACAUGUUAUUUAUGUAUAUAAGGAACAUUGUUCCUUUUGUUAUUAUUUUUAGUUUCAAUUUAAUUUUCCCCCAAUGUGUUAGCUGUGUGCUUUCUCUUUUACACGUUCUUGUCAUUGCAAUGGGAAAGUGGAAGCACUAAAAAU
Molecule: messenger RNA, 882 nt
Organism: Cucurbita pepo subsp. pepo (vegetable marrow)
Lineage: Eukaryota; Viridiplantae; Streptophyta; Magnoliopsida; Cucurbitales; Cucurbitaceae
Product: protein SOB FIVE-LIKE 5
Biological process (GO): cytokinin biosynthetic process
Source: RefSeq, a predicted model, not a curated record